ACCGGAAAUAGAGUCCUGUUCUCCGCAGCUUGACGUGUAAAGAUAUUUCCAUGGAUCUGCAGCUUGAGUAGAGGAACUUGGGAGCACAACCGUAGGACCGUUUGGAGCCCUGAGUUUACCGAGCUAUGCAUUUCCAGGACUGGUUACAGUCACUUCGCUCAAGCGCUGGACUCAAAGCUUCUGAAUCGGAGGACUUCUGGAGUCUCCUGCCGUCCCGGCCGUCCUUCUCCCUGUCCUCCUCCUCUCUGCUGGGUCUCGGAGCGCUGGCGUCUCUCACCGCAUACUGGCUGGUGACCCGUCCUCGACCCAUGCGUCCUCCCUGUGAUCAACAAGCCCAGUCCGUCGCUGUGAAUGGAGAUCCCAGCUGCAGACGAUCGGCUCUCCUUAAAGACGACACACUGCUGGAGUUUUACUACGAUGACACCAGGACGGUCUUUGACAUGUUCCAGAGAGGCCUGAGGAUCGCAGGCAGCGAGCCGUGUCUGGGCUUCAGACAGCCGGGCCAGCCCUACCAGUGGAUCUCCUACACCGAGGUGGCUGAGCGGGCCCAGGUGCUGGGCUCGGGGCUGUUGGCCAAAGGCUGCCAGCCCAACCCGCAGCAGUUUGUGGGGAUAUUUGCACAGAACAGACCCGAGUGGAUCAUCUCGGAGCUGGCGUGCUACACCUUCUCCAUGGCCGUGGUGCCUCUGUACGACACCCUGGGCCUGGAGGCCAUGGUCCACAUCCUCAACCUGGCGGAGAUCUCUCUGGUGAUCUGCGACCGGGAGGAGAAGGCGGCGGCGUUGUUAGAGAACAAGGAGAAAGGCGUGACUCCGAAGCUCUCCUGCCUGGUUCUCUUCAACGAGUUCAGCGACGCGUUCGUGGAGAGGGCGAAGAACUGCACGAUAGAGGUCCUGAAGCUGGAGCAGCUGAUGGACCUGGGAAGGCAGUACCUCAAAGAUCCUGUGCCGCCCCAGCCCGAGGAUCUGGCCGUGGUUUGCUUCACCAGUGGAACCACAGGGAAGCCCAAGGGAGCCAUGAUCACCCACGGCAACAUCGCCUCCAACACUUCCUCUGUCAUUAAGAUCCUGGAGGUCUGUCUACUCUUCCACCUCCUUAUCCAACAGCAGGAUGUGUCGAUCUCCUACCUGCCGCGCCACAUGUUUGAGAGGAUGAUUCAGGUGUCUAUGUUCUGCCACGGGGCGAGAGUGGGAUUCUACCAAGGCGACAUUUCUCUUCUCAUGGAUGACAUUAAAACCCUCAAACCCACCUUCUUUCCUGUUGUGCCUCGUUUGCUCAAUCGCAUCUAUGACAAGAUCCUGGGUUCUGUGACCUCCCCGCUGCGACGGGCCUUGCUUCACUACGCUGUGAGGAGGAAGCAGGCAGAGCUCAGCAGUGGAGUCGUACGCAACAACAGUCUGUGGGACAAACUGGUGUUCAACAGGAUUCAGGCCAGUUUAGGAGGUAACGUGCGGUUCGCGUUGACCGCUUCAGCACCCAUCUCGCCCACUGUGCUGUCCUUCCUCAGAGCCACUCUGGGCUGUCUGAUCUUCGAAGGUUACGGACAGACAGAGUGCACGGCCGGCUGCACUUUCUCCAUGCCCGGAGACUGGAGCGCAGGUCAUGUAGGGGCUCCGCUGCCCUGCGCCAAGGUGAAGCUGAUAGACAUCCCUGAUAUGAACUACUUUGCUAAGAACGGAAAUGGAGAGAUCUGUAUUAGUGGCCCCAGCGUGUUCAAAGGUUACCUGAGGGACCCAGAAAGGACGGCUGAAGCCUUGGACAGCGACGGCUGGCUGCACAGCGGAGACGUAGGCCAGUGGCUUCCAAACGGGACGCUACGCAUCAUUGACAGGAAGAAGCACAUCUUCAAGUUGUCCCAGGGAGAGUACAUCGCUCCAGAGAAGAUAGAAAAUGUCUACAUGCGCUGUGUUCCUGUGCUGCAGGUGUUCGUGCACGGAGAUAGUUUACAGUCUUUUCUCAUAGGCAUAGUUGUACCUGACCCGGAGGUGUUUGUUGACUGGGCUAAAGAGCGAGGGUUUGUGGGAUCCUAUGAAGAGCUGUGCCAGAAUCCUGAUUUAAAGAAAGCAGUAAUAGAGGACAUGACAGCUGUGGGGAAAGAAGCGGGGCUGAAGUCCUUUGAACAAGUGAAGGACCUUUACUUGCACCCGGAGACGUUCAGCAUCGCCAACGGCCUUCUCACCCCGACUCUGAAGAGCAGACGCGUCGACAUCCGCAGAGUCUUUCAGGAACAAAUAUCAAGCAUGUACAGCAAGACGGCCAUCUGAAGGACCCCACUUAGUAACUAACACACACACACAAAGGUUAUUGGUGCCCAAUAACAAGGGGGAGGAGGGGGGGGGACCUAGGACAGGAAACUGGGAGAAGAAAGUUCAAAUCAAACACAUCCAACAGUGCCUUGCUCGUGUAUUUUUCUAAUCUGUACUGAACAAUUUCAUAAACCAGUGUAACCCUUCACCUGAAGUUAAACAAUUAACACUAACGAGGGUUUCAAGAAGCUGAUAUGUAAAAAUAAUAAUUGCUGAACUGUACAUACUGCUGAUAAUGAGAUUUGUGGACAGAACACUGACUAAUUCCAGUGAAAGUAAAACUGAACAGAAAUAAAGAUUAGUACCUGA
Messenger RNA from Etheostoma spectabile (orangethroat darter), 2615 nucleotides. It is a transcript of the gene acsl2, whose product is annotated as acyl-CoA synthetase long chain family member 2. Gene Ontology annotation, molecular function: long-chain fatty acid-CoA ligase activity. NCBI's taxonomy places the organism in Eukaryota, Metazoa, Chordata, Actinopteri, Perciformes, Percidae. Gene Ontology annotation, biological process: long-chain fatty acid metabolic process. The record is from RefSeq and is a predicted model, not a curated record. Gene Ontology annotation, cellular component: endoplasmic reticulum; membrane.